AUGGCGACGGAAAAAAUUACCAGCUUUCAGCUGGCCCUGGAUUCAUUCAAGUCUCAGUCAGGGCCUAUCCUUGUGCGGGAAUUCGAGAUGACAUCUCUGGCGGCUCUUAAACGCUCAAUCGUCAAGAUCGAAAGGAAACAAGCGACAGAAAGACGCCUGCAAAAUAUGCGACGCCUCUCCAAGUUUGUUGAUAUAAUGGAGAGACAUGGUGAAGUUAUAGAGACCUUGCUGAACACGACUAACCUUCUGGGAUUUGUUUGGGGGCCAAUGAAGUUUCUGUUACAGGUUGCGAGUUCUGUAUCUGAAGCUUUUAACGAGCUCUUGGAUACUUAUAAAGUCAUUGGAGAAAGCCUAGAGCUUCUAGAAAGUUGCAAUGGACUCAUUGAUGGAAACCCUCUAGUUCAACGAGCUGUGGAGUCUAUGUUUCAUGACAUUCUGGAGUUUCACAAAACCGCGGUUGCUUACUUCAGGAAGCCAAUGUGGAAACAGGUCUUUCAGGCUACCUGGUCCACCUAUAAGGCAAAGUUCGGACCGGUUGUCGACAGUUUGAAACGCCACAGACAGGUUUUUGGGGAUAGGCUCACCUUUGCGCAACUCGAAGAGAUCCGCGUAGAAGGGGUCAGAUCCGCCGAUGCACUUAAGAAGCUGCGAAAAGACGAGACAAUGCGUCAGCUGAGAGAGAUUCAAUGCUGGCUGAAUAGCGCAGACGUUGCGAGUGAUCAAGAAUCUUUCAGGAGUGUGCGAAGUUGCAAUACUCAAGCCGGAACUUGGAUUUUGCGUCAUAAGAUCUAUUGUGCGUGGAAGGAGAGAAUCGCGCAGUCGAUGCUCUGGGUGAAUGGUAUCCCAGGAGCUGGUAUUGUCCUGAUGAAAACUAUCCUGACAUCCAUUAUGGUCGAAGAUUGUCUCAAAUGCUAUCAAUCUACGAUUUGGUUCUAUUUCAGGUCUGGCGAUUCGCAACGAAGCUCCUUCCUUAGCUUUGCUGCCAGUAUUAUCGCACAGCUGCUAGACAAAAACAGCGAUCUGAUACCUUAUGUCUUCGAAGAGAUGUGUCGCAAAGGCAAGCGAGCAUUUUCAUCAGAACCAAUAGCCAAAGAGCUACUAGAGGUAAUGAUGAGAAACUCGGGACAAGUUUGCAUUAUCCUCGAUGGUCUUGAUGAGUGCAGUAAGAUAGAAAGGAAGAAAAUCCUUCAAUGGAUCCGCCUCAUGAGUGAGCAUUCACAGAAUCGUGAUAGUUCAGAAUCCACGAUAUGUAUUCUUGUGUCACAAAGGGACGCGAUCACCUCCAAGGCUUUACGUGAUAUUCCAAGCUUGGAGAUCACUUCGAAGGAUACGCGAGACGACAUCUAUACAUAUAUAAGGUCCCGAGGCUCAGAGGUGCAAAAGAAAUUUCAACUCGGUGACGAAAUCACAAAAGCGAUGGUUGAGCUUGUCAUGGAAAAGGCGGGCGGGAUGUUUCUUCUCGCGAAGCUUGUUAUGAACAACCUUUACUGUCAAGUCUCACCCGGUGAUCUCUAUAAAGAGCUGAACACGAAAGAAAUACCAACUCAACUUGACCAAGCAUACGAGCGAAUAUUGAACAAUAUCCUUGAAGAGCAGGCUUCCCGAAAUCAUGCAUUUCAGCUUCUUGGCUGGCUAGUGUGCGCAAAACGGAGACUCCAGUGGCGAGAGAUACAGGGCGCGGUUUCAAUUGACCUUGAAGCCGAAGAUGUUGACUUUGAAGGUCGCCAAUGGAUCCUUGAUUCUAGAGACCUAUGCGAUUCGCUUGUCGAAGUCAAGACCGAUGGUUCUCUUGAACUUGUUCAUGCAACUGCAAAGCUGUUCCUUAUUCGAACAAAUUUCAUUGAUGUCAGACAAGUGGAGUUGAGGAUGGCUUCUCUCUGUGUGGGCUACCUAGCUCUACCCGGGUUUGAGACAUUCCUGCCAGACGAGUCUGUUGCAGACCUCAUAAGCGCUGGAUAUUACACGUUCCUAGACUACGCAGUAUGCUUCUGGUCAUCCCAUCUCCAGGAGGGCCUCAAGCGCACCAUAGAUCGGCAGGACGCUAUGAUGCUGAAUGAAGUUCUUUCGAAAUUUCUAGAGUCGCACUACCGACAUCCCGCAAAAGAAAUCAAAAUUCCCUCUUCUGCAUUUGAGAUAAAGAGGCGGAUUGAAGAACACGGACCCUGGUCUACUUCGGAGAAAUUCCUUAACGCCUUCGCCUCAACGCAGAAUCAAAUAAGCUGUCUUACUCGAGACGCAGCAACCAAUGAAUGUCUCGACAUACCUGAUGUUAUAACUCGCAUCAGGAAAAUUCUAGAGAAAACCACCUCAGAAAAUACGACCAAUGGGAGAACUGACAGCAGAGUACUGUAUUCCUUCUACGGCCACCGUCUCUAUGAAUGCCCCAGAAUGAGCUGCGAGUUCUUCCAUCAAGGAUUCGAGACUGUCCAGCAAAGAGAAUCUCAUUUGGGCAAGCACGAUAGAGCUUUUGAAUGCUCCUUUCCUCAAUGUUACAGAGCUACUAUUGGGUUCAGCUCAAAGAGGCAACUCGAAAAACACGUCGCGGAUACUCAUGAGCAAAAGGCAAGGGAAAUGCACUCUUUCCCUUCCAAGCGAACGAGGAUCGCUUUGCUGUGCAGAUUCUGCAAAGAAGAAUUUCAGGACACGAGAGCAUACCGCAUGCAUGACUGCACACGUUCCUCUCCAAAGCGGCCACAGAACGUCAAAACGACGGAUAAGCCUUUGAUCCCAGGAGUUGAAGCCACGACAGGCGAAUCCAAACCGACAAACUCACGUUGGCAGGAUCCCGGCUUGCUUACUAUCGACGAAAUUGAUAAUAUGCCACACCUGGGUAAUCAGGAGAAAAUAGCACAUAAGGGGCUCGUGCGUAACCUGUGGAAGAUCCUUAAUGAUGGUAAUCGCCCGAGCGCAGAGCACGAGAUGGCGCACACCAGGAUGACACUUUUGUCGCAACGACUCAGGGACGCUCAGCAAGCAUAUCAGGAACCCCAGCUAGCGCUUCAGCAACAGGAGCAAACUCAUGAUACCCAAGUAGAGCAGCAAGCCGAAUGGGUUCCGUGGAACAAGGUGCAGCAUUUCAGUCAGCUACUGUCUUCAAUCCAGGAAAGAGUCUUGGGGCUCACUUUCUACGCCCCACCUGAUAUCGCAGACGAGCUAAUCGAGAACUGGGAAGAAGCGCAAGCUCAGUUGUCAGAGUUCGACGAGGAAAUUGAGAGGCGGCAAUCACAGGGUGAUAUGGCAAGAGAAGAGAUACAAGGAUAUGUGGACAGAAGGCGAGCAAUAGCGAGAAUAUUUGAAGAAGGCCAGGAGUUCGUGCAGAGAUUUACAGAGGAGCAAGAGACGUUCAAGGCCCUUUGGCGGAAGAAGGUUGGGUCGGGAGAGAUUGUCUUUAUCCCUUCAGCAUAG
Messenger RNA from Aspergillus piperis CBS 112811, 3405 nucleotides. RefSeq lists its product as uncharacterized. NCBI's taxonomy places the organism in Eukaryota, Fungi, Ascomycota, Eurotiomycetes, Eurotiales, Aspergillaceae. The coding region runs from base 1 to 3405 and encodes 1134 amino acids. The transcript has 9 exons. The record is from RefSeq and is a predicted model, not a curated record.